AUGCUGGGGAAACCGCUCCCGAGCAAGGGAAACGGCUCCCGGGGCGCCGACCCCGGCGACGCUCGAUUCCUCCACGACAUCGAAACCCUAAGCAAAGCCCUCUCCCUCGAGCCGAAACCCUCGAAGAAACCCUCGUCGUCUUCGUCUUCGUCUUCGUCUGCGUCCUCGUCCUCGUCCUCGUCCUCGUCCUCGUCCUCAUUUUGGAAGUCCCUUCGAUCCCUCUCCCACAUCGGGCGCCGCCGCUACGAGUGCGUCUUCUCCCUCCACGUCCACUCCAUCGAGGGCCUCCCCACCUCCCUCGCCCCCUCCUCCCUCGCCGUCCACUGGCGCCGCGCCGCCGACCCCGCCGCCGCCACCCGCCCCGCCCAGCCCUUCCACGGCGUCGCCGAGUUCGAGGAGACCCUCACAUGCCGCUCCUCGAUCGUCGUCCGCGCCGGCGGCGGCUCGCACCACCCCGCCAAGUACGAGCCGCGGCAGUUCACGAUCUACGCCGCCGUGGUCGGCGCCCCCGGGGUCGACCUCGGGCGGCACCACGUCGACCUCACGCGCCUGCUCCCGAUAACCGCAUCAGAGCUCGAGGAGGAGGAGAAGGGAUCCGGGAAGUGGAGCACGAGCUUCGCCCUCUCCGGUAGGGCGAGGGGCGCGAAGCUCAACGUGAGCUUAGGGUUCUCCUUGCUGAGGAACAGGGAUGAAGUGGCGUCAGGGAAGGAAAAGAAGAUCUCCGAGAUUUUGAACGUGAAGACGAGGAAGAUCGAUCGGCACGAAUCCUUACCCUUACCCUUACCGCAGAUCCGAACCAGAGAUAGGUCUCGAUCGGUGGAGGAGGUGAAGAUUCUUCACGAGGUACUGCCGAGCUCAAAAUCUGAAGUCUUCAGUGAUGAAUCCAGGCCAGUGGAAGAUGAUUCGAAGCCAGAUUGUGGAGUCCUGGAUCGGCAGGUGGAACCGGCUGAAUCCGAACCUCAAAAAUCAGAAGAACGAAUUGAAGGAAACGAGGAUUCACCAGAAUCAAAGCAUUGCAUGUCGAUGGAGCCCAUCAAAGGGCAUUUAGAAACGGAUUGUGUUGAAUCGGAAUUCAGUGUGAUCGAGCAGGGAAUCGAGAUUACUUCAAAGGAUCAAAAAGAGCUCGAGCCUGAGAUAGUUAGUGAUGUGGUCGGAAAGGAGGAAGAAGAAGCAGAAGUAGCUAUCGAGCUGGAUGAAGCACUGGAAUUUGAAGAGAGAAGCACAUUGGCUGCUGCAGAGCCUGUGGUAGAGGAUUUGGAUUGUGCCUUUAGUAACCUCUCUGUUCUUGAAUCAGAAGGAUUUGGAUCUCCAAUAAUUGAAGGUAGUCUUUCUAAGCAAAUGAAUUAUGACGAUAUCAAAUCUAGUUAUAAGUCGGCUAGCAUGAAGAACAAAUCCCGUAGCUUGGAUGCCACAGCAGAGUCGGUUGCUAGCGAAUUCUUGAACUUGCUUGGUAUAGAGCACAGCCCAUUCGGAAUGAGUUCUGAUAGUGAUCCCGAAUCACCAAGAGAGCAAUUGUGGAAGCAAUUUGAGAAGGAAUCUCUAGCCUCUGGUAAUCCUCUCUUUAAUCUGGAGUAUGAAGGAGAAAUGGAAGAACCUGGUUUUGGGGAGUUCGGGGAAAACUUUGAUCUCUCUUCAAUUGUUCAGGAGGCUGAAACAGAGUUUCAGAUGGCAAAUCAGCCUAUGAACAACAAGUCUAGAGCUAAAUUGUUAGAAGAUGCAGAGACUGAAGCUUUAAUGCGCCAGUGGGGUUUAGACGAGAAAGCUUUUCAGAAUUCUCCACCAGGAAGUAGGAGUGGCUUUGGUAGUCCAAUUGAUCUUCCGCCGGAGGAGCCAAUCGAGUUGCCACCUUUAGGGGAUGGUUUGGGCCCAUUUGUUCGUACUAAGGAUGGAGGCUACUUGCGGUCGAUGAACCCUUCUAUUUUUAGGAAUGCAAAGAGCAAUGGUAGUUUGAUCAUGCAGGUUUCUAGCCCUAUUGUAGUUCCGGCAGAAAUGGGUUCUGGGAUUAUGGAAAUAUUGCAGCAUUUGGCUUCAGUUGGAAUUGAAAAGCUUUCCAUGCAAGCAAGCAAGCUUAUGCCCUUGGAAGAUAUCACUGGAAAAACUAUGCAGCAGAUUGCUUGGGAAGCUGCACCGGCUCUUGAGUCAAGUGAGAGGCAGGACUUGUUGGAAAAUUAUGCUCCAAAUGUGCUGUCAGAGAUUGGUUUUAGCAAGAGGAGAAAAAAUAAAGAUUUAAAUUUAGCUCCAUCAAGUUGUGAAGAGACGGCUUCAGAAUAUGUAUCACUUGAAGAUCUUGCUCCAUUAGCUAUGGACAAGAUUGAAGCUCUUUCCGUCGAGGGGCUGAGAAUACAAUCUGGGAUGAGUGAUGAGGAGGCACCUUUGAACAUCAAUGCUCAGUCUAUUGGCGAAAUUUCAGCUUUGGAAGGGAAAGGCGCAAAAAAUAGCUGGUCUUUAGGUUUAGAAGGAUCUGCUGGUUUACAGCUUUUGGAUGUUAAAGAUAGUGGAGAGGAUGUUGAUGGGCUCAUGGGCUUGUCUAUAACACUUGAUGAGUGGAUGAGGCUUGAUUCUGGAAUAGUCAAUGAAGAAGAUCAGAUCAGUGAUCGAACUUCAAAAAUUCUUGCAGCCCAUCAUGCCAAUUCAAUGGAUUUGAUUAGCGAAUAUUCGAAGGGAGAUAGAAGGGGUGGUAAGAGAUCGAGUAAAAGGUGGGGAUUGUUAGGUAAUAACUUUACAGUUGCUCUAAUGGUCCAACUACGUGAUCCUCUACGUAAUUAUGAGCCAGUGGGAACGCCAAUGCUCUCUUUGAUUCAAGUGGAACGGGUUUUUGUACCCCCAAAACCCAAGGUUUAUGCUACAGUUUCCGAAAAAGGAAAUAGCGAACAAGACGAAGAACCUGAACCGGAAAGUAAACCAUUGGUGAAAGAGGAGAUUAAAGAAGAAGAAUCAAUUCCGCAGUUUAAAAUCACAGAAGUGCAUGUAGCAGGUAUAAAGAGUGAACCUGGAAAGAAAAAACCAUGGGGAAAUUCUGUGCAGCAACAAUCGGGAUCGAGGUGGCUGCUUGCAACUGGAAUGGGUAAAAGUAAUAAACAUCCGUUUAUGAAAUCGAAGGCUGUAACAAAACCUUCUCAAGUGAAUACUACAACAGUUCAGCCGGGAGAAACCCUUUGGAGCAUUUCAUCACGUGUUCAUGGCACAGGAUCUAAAUGGAAGGAAUUAGCUGCUCUUAAUCCUCAUAUACGGAACCCGAAUGUCAUAUUCCCGAAUGAAACUAUUAGGUUGCGUUGAUGGCGGCGGAUAUCAUACUCUAGCACUGUUGUACAGUAAACUCUAGUGAAAUAUACUGGAUUUAAUUGCAUGGAUGAUAUCAAUAUCUUGGCCAGAAUUUUGACAUGAAUGAGUUCCCCUUGUAAUUGGGAGGUGGUUGGAGCUGAUUGCAGAGCUUUUUUCUUGUUAAAAUUGUUUUCCAAAGGUUGUUAAAUAAAGGUUAUUGGCGAAUGGUUCGCCUGCGCCUGCCUCUGCGCUCUAAGCUUGUGUCUAUACUUAAAUUGUACUGAAACUUGUGAAUUAUGCUUGUGUAGAUGAGCUUACUAUGAUUGCAUGAAUAUAUUGUUUCCCCUUACAUAUUUUCCUUGUAAAUGAAUUGUUGCUUCUCUAUAUCUGAUGUUGAAAGGUUGAGGCUA
Molecule: messenger RNA, 3671 nt
Organism: Ananas comosus (pineapple)
Lineage: Eukaryota; Viridiplantae; Streptophyta; Magnoliopsida; Poales; Bromeliaceae
Product: protein PLASTID MOVEMENT IMPAIRED 1-RELATED 1
Exons: 2
Coding region: 1-3276 (1091 amino acids)
Source: RefSeq, a predicted model, not a curated record